Pseudo-nitzschia multistriata is the source of this 2625-nucleotide messenger RNA. The record is from the annotation of a GenBank genome assembly. Lineage: Eukaryota; Bacillariophyta; Bacillariophyceae; Bacillariales; Bacillariaceae.
CGGUACCGUACUGUAAUUAUCUUCACGAAAACAUUAUCCAUUACAAAACCUCACUUCCUUAGUGUCGUAAUUCCAAAGGAGUAAACGUCGAUCAUGUCAUCUUCUUCUCGAUUCGCUCGCACAAUGGGUCGCCAUCUUUUGGCAUCUACAUUACGAACAAAGACCGCUUCCCCACAGCUUGGAGCUAUCCGACUCUCGAGCUACUAUACGCCUGGUAGGUAUUAGGCAGGUGUCAAAAGCAUUUCGACUUUCUUCCAUUCCAUCAUGCUAAAUAUGAUUUUCGAUAUUGUUUGUCUGCUUCUCUUUUGUACUAGCUCAUGAAUACAUCAAGGUAGAGGGAAAUAUCGGAACUUGCGGAAUCACCGAUUUCGCUCAGAGUGCACUUGGUGACAUCGUCUUUGUGGACUUGCCAGCUGUAGGAGACGAGUUCGACGCAGGAGACUCGUUUGGAAGCGUUGAAUCUGUAAAGGCUGCUUCAGAUGUGUACGCCCCUGCCUCCGGUACAAUUAUUGAAGUCAAUGAGAAUCUGGAGGACUCACCAGAGCUUGUGAACUCAUCCGCAGAAGAUACAGCAUGGUUUGUUAAAAUCGAAAUGAAGGAUACAAGCGAGGUUAAUGAUUUGAUGGAUUCUACUGCGUACGAGGAACAUUGCGAAUCGGAGGCAUAGAUCGCAUUCCAUUGGUUUAUUGCACUCAGAUUGCUUAGUAAUAGCAUAUUCAUGGWAUUGCAGACUAAGUUUUAAAAAUAUUGGCUYAUGUCCUGAACCUACCAKAAUCUCUCCAUUCAAUACCAGAUCCAAGAUGCAGUCCACCGUCUUGGACACUUUUCUUGUGCAAUGCAUUUCUCUCUUCAUCUUUUGAGGUCGAUUCUUUGAGACCGAAACGAUUCUUAACAUUGUGGUUUGACGAUAUACACCUCCCUGGUCUCUGAUUAUAAGUUUGUCGACAGUUGAAGCAAUACCAGUUUUUCGUCAUGCGCUGUUCAGCAUUUUGAUGUUUUUUCUUGUUCCGCGACUCAUUGGAGGCCUCGAGUUUUUCCAGUUCAAGUAACUUGCGACGAUUUUUGACGUACUCAUCCGCGGCGACUUCGUUGGCAAAUCUGCUUUUCGCACUCCGAACUUUAUCCUCGUCUACCGCUCCGCCCAUAGCAGCAAGGAAUGCAUCAACUUCACAAUUGUCGCUCUUCCUCCCUUUCUCGGACGUGACACCCUUGCGACAUCGGCUUGAUUGCUUUACGUUUGAUGAGUUUACCAGAGCACUGGAUAGGCCCGAACUUUUCUCUUUCGUCGUACUUUCUUGCAGUCGUUGUGCAACCUCUGCUUGUUGUUGCCGAAGUUGUUUUGUUCGAUCAGAUUCGUUUAUAGGUGUAACCAUUCUUUUCGCAGGUAUUUCCUGUAUUGAAGCGGAUUGCUGAAAUAAUAUUUUAUUCUCUUUUGGAACGAAUACCGUACCAUCAUAGCCCAACCCUACAGUAUUGAUCGAAGCAGUUUUUCUGUUGCGAUUCGCAGGAGUGACAAAACUGGCAUUACCAGCUGUUGAAGUACGACGCUUUUCUUGAAAUUGAGAAAGUGAGAAUCCACGACGACCGCCUCCCAUGUGCAAAGGACCUCGCUUUUUGGUCGCGGCAGCUGCCUCUUCCAUCCAAUUUGUUCGUGAAACAGAAGUCUUAGAGCGAGUGCGACUGGGAUCAGCGGGGUGCUCAUUGGCUGAAACAGAGUAGACAGUGCUACCCGCCCUUCUAUUCUCGUGGUCAAAAGACUCCAACUUCGUAGUCCCUCUGAUACGUCUAUCUUUUCCUUUGCUUGUUGCUGAUUUUGGUAAAAACUUAUUUGGGAGCUGUCUUGUCAUGUGCUUUGGUAUAUUUCCACAAUUACCACCGAUAGAUGGCAUUACGCUGCCGCUACCUGUGUUGCUACAUGGUUUCGCUUGUAAUAUUCUCGAGCGAUCGUUGUUAAACGAGGUGUGGUUCAGAAACCGAUUUGGUUUCGUGCUCGUAUUCGACCCUAUCAAAUUUCCUCUGCGAGCAGGAGUGGCAACAACCAUCGGAGCAGUUUCCUGAUGGAUAGCUCGCAGUUGUUGAAACUUGUUUGGUCCUUGUCUCAUUCCACUCUGUCGAUUCUUUCGGUGAUAUUCACAGUAUUCGGAUAUUUCUCUGUUGACGUAAUGCUUACAUGGCUUGCCGGCAAUUACUGCCCAUUUUCCAUCACUUUGUUUGACACGAGAAGAGGUCGUAGCUUUGCAGAUUCCAUAGUCUCUAGCAUUUGCUACAAUUUUUAUUUGGCUAGCAUUGUAAACAGAAAAGGAGACAGUAUUGCUGUUGCUUUCUCGAUUGUCGCCGUCUCUUCGAUUCGCUGGUAGGAGAGUCGGAGAUAACAGUGCGAUUACUUUUCCUUGCUUGCAGGAAGUACAGUACUUCCCAUAGGCCUCUCCAAAUAAAAAGAUCGUCAGGCAAGGACCCGAAUUCAAGUUACCAAUCGUCAAUACAGAAAAUGCACCUCCGUUGCUGCUGAUGCGGGUUCCAGUGUUUGAGAAGACGAUACCAAUGGUAACUAGGCUCUCGGUUUUACCAGCUACUGUUGCAGCGUCGAUGAUCCGCGUAGGAUCCUGUAAUAGCAAGUUCAAGUGU